AUGAAUCCUCAAAUAUUUACUUGUAAUUAUCUGACUCAUAAUUUGAAUCCAAUUAUAAAGUUUUGUUUAAAUGAAAAUUGCAAAUCAACAAAAGAUAAGCUUUGUGAAAUUUGUUGGAAAGAAUUUCAUGAGGAACAUCUAUUAGAUUGUUUUCCAAUUACAAUAUUGUAUUAUAUAUUAGAAAUUCAUCUUAAAAAAAUAGAACAACUCUUAUAGCGAAUUUAAUCAUUAUCAAUUGAAAAUCAAUGUAAUUCAUUUUAUUAAGAAUUGAUUGUUUAUCAAGAUAAAUUUAAAAAACUCAUUUAAAACUAAUUAGACGAAAUCCAUUUAUACUAAGAUAUUUAGAUUUUAAUUAGAUUAGCAAAGCAAUGCUACAAUAAUGAAAUAUAGAAAUUAUUAAUAGCUUUCGUAUGGACUCAAUAAAUAGAAAUAAAUACUAAAAAUACAAUCAUUUAGAUAAUUGAAGAGGUUUAUUCAUUAGAAGACCCUUAAUACUUUUCAUUUAUACUUAAUUAGCAAAGUAUUAGAUAAUUUAUCAAUUAUUUUAGUUGAAGAUUUGCUUUAUUUAUGUAAAUAUAAUCAUGCUCUUUAAAAGAUUAAUUAUGCACUAAAACUUAAAAAGGAUUAUGUUCUUUAAGCUAAGAAAUGUAAUACAUUCUAAAAUUUAGAUUCAAUAUUAAUUAUUCUGGGUAAAGAUCAAGAAGCAAAUUAAUUAAUAGCACAUCAGGAUGAUUAUAAUUAUGAUAAUUUUUUAUAAGGUCAUGUGAUUUCAUUAGUCAAUUACCAUUAUUGUAAUUCUUAACUUAAUCAAUUAGACAAACGAUAGCAUUAAAAUGAUGAUAGAUUUAAUUUACAGUUGUUUCAAAGUGUAUCUCUUUUAGAGUAAGGAAAAAUAAAGGAAGCUAAUAAAAUAAUAAAAGAAGAAUUAGCUAAAAAGCCAGAAAGUUUAGAUAUUAUUAUGUUCUAUGGUAAACAAAUUUUAUUAAUAAAGUUAAAUGUUUGAUUUUUUAUUAAAAUAAAAUUCAAAAAGCAAUUAAAUUUUGUUAAUAAGGUAUGGAAAAAUAUUCUAAUUGUUAGGCUUAUUGCGAUGCAAAGUGUAAUUAUUAAUUAAUUUUUAGUUAUUUGUAUGCUAAUGUAAAAUCCAAAAUAAUUUCAUAUUGAUAAUUUACAGAAUUUAGAUGAUGAAACAAAAAUAACAUAUUGUAUUGUAUUAGAAAAUAAUAAUAGCAAUUAUACUGAUUAAAUAAGGUGAAUUUUAGAAAGCUAUUGAAUUUUUAAACUCAAUAUAAAAAAAUUCAAAAAAGUAUUCCGAAGCAUAAAGUUUUAGAUGUAAUUUUGAAUUGUAUAUGAGUCAUUGCUAUAAAAUUGUUUUCAAAAAAUAAAACAGUUUUUUCAAUUUAAUCAUAUGAGUAACAUAGAUAAAUAAAUUCACCAUUAAUAGUCUUUAUUUCAGAAGGUAUAAUUUAUUAGUAAUAAAAGUGAAAUAAUUGUUUUUAGAAAAAUAAUUUAAAAAUGCUUUAGAUAUUGUUGAGAAAAAGUUACUAAAACUCCCUCAAUGUUUAUUUUUAACUUUGCUAAAAUGUUAAAUUUGUAAUUUAUUAGGAUAGCAACUUGUUUAAUAACUUUAUAAAAAUAUGGCCUUGCAUAAUAAUAUUUAGAACCAUUAAGGAUAUAAUAUCCAAAUGAAUUUAUUAUUGAAAUUUGUUAUGGUAUUCAAAUAGAUUAUCUAAAUUAGUAUACACUUUAGUAGGAAUGAAACAAUAUAUAUAAGCGUUGGAAAUAAUGAAUAAUCUACCAUUAAAAGAAUAAAAAUAUGAAUUUCUUGAAUUAAGAGGUUUUUUUUAAUUUAUGAUUUACAGCAUAGAUUUUAUUUCAUCAAGGAUUAUUAAGUGAAUCAAUGGAUUGUUUUAAAUUAUUGCAAUCAAAUGAAUAUAAUAAAUCUAAAAUAAAUAUAUAUAUGGGUUAAUUAUUUCAAUAACUCAUUAGGUUUGAUUAAUCAAAUAUAAAAAUAAUAUACUAUUGCAAUAUAUUAUUAUGAUUAGGAACUUAAAAAUGAAACUUACAAACAAUAAUUGCUUUAUAAUAAAGGUAAUGUUACUAUUUGAGUUUUUAGCACUUGCUAUUUUAGAAAAGAACAUAACUUAAAAUGUAUAACCUAACGAUUUAUCUUUUGAGGAAGCCAAGAAAAUUUUUCAAUCCUUAAUUGAUAUUUAUGAUUCUUAAUGGUUUCUAGGUUAAUAUAUUCUAUAUAAAUUUAAGUUAUUGUUUAUUAUUUGUAAAAUAAUUUUAAUGAGGCACAUAAUUUAUUAGAAAUACUAAAAAAAGAUUCUUAAAAAAUUGAAAAAGCAUUAAAAUUAUAAGGUAUUAUAAAUACUUUAAAUAGCUAAAAUAUAUUAUAAAUAAUAAUUAUUUGGAAUUAUAGUAAGUAUAUAUCAAAAGAUCAAUUUUUCAUUCUUAAACAAGAAUGAAAUUUCAUAAUAUAGUAAUAUAUAAAUUAAAUUUAGUAAUCUCUGCAAUUUUAAUAAAGAAUUUUGAAUUAGCUGAUUCAUUAAUAAAUAAAUGUUAGUAAUAAUUGCAAUCACUCUUUUAUUUAUUUAAAGGUAUAAUUAUUAUAUAUCAAGGUUUUAAAAUGGAGUAAGAAGGUAAAAAUUUAGAAUCAUCCAAAUAUUAUGAAGAAUUUUGUUAAUAUGAAUAACCAUAAUAGACUGCCAGUGAAUAUCCUUUACUAAUUUAAGCUGCUAAGUUAGCAUUAAGUUAUUAUUAUCACUUAUUUUUAGGACAGAUAUACAUGAGACUAGAUUAAAAUUAAAAAGUAAUUGAAUUUGAAAAUUCCAUUAAAUAACAUUAUCCAAAUCUUCCUUUAGAUACUAAUUAUGAAUGUAAAUUUUCAUUAAUUUAUAUUAGAAUUUAUAAUAAAAGAGUUUUAAAUAAUUACUUAUCCAGUAAAGCCCAUAGCUUUUUAAUUAGAGAUUAUUAAUUUAAAUUUAUUAAUGGAUUUCCGCUAAUGGUGUAUACUCAUUGAUAAAUAUGACUUUAUGAAUAUCUAUUAAUUUGAACAGAUGUUCAAAUAAUGA
Messenger RNA from Paramecium pentaurelia, 3074 nucleotides. NCBI's taxonomy places the organism in Eukaryota, Ciliophora, Oligohymenophorea, Peniculida, Parameciidae. The record is from the annotation of a GenBank genome assembly.